AAUGGAAUGGUCUAAUGAAUUGACAUUAGAGUUCUUAAAAUUCUACGAAAUUGAAAACAUUAUUUGGAAUCCAAAGAAUCCAAAUCACAAAAAUAGAAAUAAAGUUGCAGAUGCGUGGAACAACAUUAAGGCAUCAUUGAGAGUCGAUUGUUCUGUGGCGGAAUUGAAGAAAAAAAAAGAAUCUUUAAUGGCAACAUUCCGCCCAUUAUUGAAAAAGGUGAGAAGUAGUUACAAGUCGGGUGCUGGAACAGGUGAAUUAUACAAGCCUAAUUGGUUUGCAUAUGAAGCAAUGGCUAAUUUUCUACAGCCUGUUAACUUACCAAGAGAAACAAUAAACACAUCGAUUGAUGAAGAAACGUCAAACAACGACGCAGACGAAGAUAUCGAUGUACUAUUAACGGCUCCAUCUCAGUCCCCUAAUACGACACCUAAAACGAAACGAUUGAAAACAACGCCUAUGUCUACGGAUGCAAUAGAAACCCAUUUAUUAGAAGCCGUUAAUGUAAUGAAACACGUUUCCAAUAAGCAGGAGAAGGAUGGUUGUUCUCUUUAUGGUGAGCUCCUUGCGUCGAAACUGAGAGGAUUAGAUGAAUACAAUAGAAUUAUUCUAAUGAAUAAAAUAGAUAAUUUAGUUUUUGAAACAACCAUGAGUAUCAAUCCAGAUCGUGUAUUCAAUUCUCCAACUCCGUCUCAAUUAUCUAUUUGUUCUUCAAACUCAAGCAGCUCAAAUACUCGUCAUCAGGAAUAUCAGUUGAACGAACAAGUACAGCAUUCACAAUAUCCACAAUUUACAACUCAGCCCAUUCCCUCUCAACAAUUAGCUCACAACUCUCACCCGUCUAUUCCUAUUCAGUCACAAACUUACCCUCCUCAACAGUCAUCUUUAAUUCACUCACCGAAUUACGAUGUUCAGCCAUCCCUCGCAUCCUAGCCUACUGAAGUCGA
This is a messenger RNA of Onthophagus taurus, 945 nucleotides long. The record is from RefSeq and is a predicted model, not a curated record. Lineage: Eukaryota; Metazoa; Arthropoda; Insecta; Coleoptera; Scarabaeidae.